UUUUGUUCGGAUUACAGACCUCUAGGGGCGCCAGGCCUACUUACCUAUUGAAAUCUAAUUCAAUCUCACCAUUGUUCGCUGCUAAUACUUUUCAAUAAGGUAUUUUUAGCGUGUUUUGAAGCCAUUCAAGUGGAAUAAGCAUUUGUGUUAUGUUAAAGAUCUUGCGAUUUACAAUAUAAAGAGUCGUUUUAGAAAAAGCAACAUUAUUGCGAGCCACAGUGCGAAAAGUUGCGACAUUCAACUUGGACGAAUGUGAACGUGGAGAAACCAUCCACCGACAUUGAAGUGAAAAUCGAGCCGUGAACUAACACAACAAAAACCGCGCCGUCUCUUCUCAGGAAAAUGGGCCAACAACGUUCCAGGCCGCUCUACGAUAGUGUCAUCCCGGAUGAACAGUCGCCAAAUACGAUCGUCAACGGCAACUCUAUCGAGGCCUAUACAUUUGAGUCAGAGAAACGUGAUAAAAAGGAGAAAAGUUCCGCCCGGGGUAAAGAGCACGUUCCGUUAUUGGACUUGAACUUCUCGUCGAAACGAAGUUCGGAGAGUUCCGCGAGCUCGAUAAUGUCCGACGACAGUUUACGCGACGACACUUUUAGACAUAUGCUAGAACCGCUGUACGAAAAGGCCGUGGGCUACUACCGCGAAAAAGCCGAACAGAAGGAUCCGUUCGGAGCUUAUUAUAUUGGCCUGGCCUUCGAAAAUGGUUUCGGGUCGUAUGCAAAAAAUCUCAAGGAAGCCAUUCGAUGGUAUCAAAAGUCGUCCGACAGCGGUUUUGUGCUCGCCGAACAUGCUGUUCAGCGGUUGUCUCCCGGAGGUAGCGACGACGAGACGAAAACCGUAGGGGUCGAAUCCCGGACCAGUCUUUUACUCCGAGCGGCAUUACAAGGUCACAAGCAAGGCGUGGUUCGGUUGAGAUUGUUGUGUAACCAGGAAGAUGCCGCGUUGGGAUUUUUGAAGACAAAACGAACUCAGAUUGAGCGCAAACUGGCUACGGAAACUGAGGAGAGCGCUAUCGCUGAGUUGCUAAGCAACCUCGCGUUCUUGACAUUGUUUCUAGAACCGAGCAGGGAAAAUUAUGAUGACGUCAUUGAAUUAUUCACACGUGCCGCUGACCUCGGUAGCUACGACGCGUCGUAUUCGGUUGGAAAGUUGUACUUGAACGGAGUGGGAAAGAUGUUAGUGCCAAAUGAACAGCUUGCCGUCAAGUAUCUUACCAUCGGUGCUGACCACGGUCACCUGAUGGCUCAAAUUGAGUUGGCAAAGCGCUUUCUUACGAAAUCUUCCGGUCUCGUCGGAAAUGAGAAAUUUGAAGCGAAAGCUUAUCGUUACUUUAAAGAAGCCGCUGACCAAGGCAGUGCCGAAGGCUGGCUCAACAUUGCUCACCAGUACUUAUAUGGAGAAGUUAUAGAAACUGACCUCAACAAGGCAAUGGAAUGUCUGGAGCGAGCUGCUGUCACAGUGGAUUACACUGACAACGGGCGCAGCAACAGCCGAGCGUUGUGUAUCUUGGGUAGGAUCUAUCGCUACGGUAUGGGCGAGGUGUCUACGGAUUUGGGCAAAGCAAUUGGUUAUUUUACCGAAUCGGCCAAUCGGAAGUUCCCCAAUGCUUGUUUAGAACUUGGCAAGCUUUAUGCACGUGGCAAGGGCGUGGCCAAAGAUUUGGCACGUGCGAGAGCCUUGCUUGAAAGUGUACACGCCUUCUCAGAAAGUCAGUACCAGUUGGGAAAGUUACACGAAGCAAUGGACGAUCCCAACACUGCUGAUCAGUAUUACAGGCAGGCGAUGAAAGGGUACUCACGUGAUGUGGCGAAACAUCACGAUUACACGAUCGGAUUGUAUCGUAUCGCGAAGAUGCACGAAAGUGGCCGAGGCACGUCGAAGGAUUUGUCCAAAGCGAAAGCGUUCUAUUAUCGUGCUGCGACUUCGGCCGAGAAGACUUAUAUUUUAUGGUGGAAGAGCUACGGGGAAAAGGCAAUGAAAAGGCUGCCUAAUCUCCCGCAGGCGAAUAUAAAGGGCAAUAACGUGCCCGCAAGUGCCUGAGCAGGAAUAUAGUUCGGAUAAAAGCUGAAAAUGUUUUGGUCAAAAACAUUGUUUCCCAAUGUUUUAAAGAUGCAUGGCAGAGAUAUUUGUAAUUAUAUUGAAAUUUCGAUUCCUCCCCAAGUGUAACCAUGAUGUCAAAGGACAAUAACGUAGUUUUAUAACGAGUUUUAUAAAGUUUCAUAUGCUCUCAUUAAACGAUGACAAUCACAGACUAACGCAGGGAAUAACUACGGAUGACUAUAGUUUAUCAACCUUAGUAUAGUUCCAUUUGAUGAGAGCUUUCGUUAGGAUUGAAAAUAUGAUCCAUACUAUUCAACAAAUAAAGCUAACACAUUGA
Messenger RNA from Dendronephthya gigantea, 2377 nucleotides. Its product is annotated as putative beta-lactamase HcpE. Lineage: Eukaryota; Metazoa; Cnidaria; Anthozoa; Malacalcyonacea; Nephtheidae. Gene Ontology annotation, molecular function: protein binding. The coding region runs from base 343 to 2040 and encodes 565 amino acids. The transcript is spliced from 3 exons. The record is from RefSeq and is a predicted model, not a curated record.